GCUCCUCUGAAUCAGAGUGAGGAAGAAACUGUGGGAGCAAGAGCAGAGGAUGGCAGGAGGAAGCAACGCCGCUCGACGGCGUACGCCCGGCCACGCAGCCGUCGGCUCGCCGGUGAACUCGUCCGCCGCCACUCGCCGGUGAACUCGUCCGCCGUCCCUCGCCCUGGUGGUAGGCUAGAUGCGGCUCAACUGAGGCGAGGGAUCCCGCUUCCUUUCAACAGAGAAAGAUAUGUGGUGAUUCUUCAGCAAGACAGUUGGUUCUCAGUCAAGUCUGUCUCAUAGAAAGAAAUACAUGGUGAUGGCUCGUCAACAAAGAUCAAAGAGUUAGUCAGAUCUGUGUGGCGAUGGCUCGUCAACAAUGGCCCAAGAGAUCUAGUGUUGUUCCCGCCAUUUGGAAUCAGUCAAGUCUGUGGUCCAAUUUUAGUGAGUGGAGCACUGGCAUUUUCUAUGGUAAAACGUUUUACUAUUGACCAGCAAGGUUGACUUUGCUAACCAGGUGAGGCAUCAACUUCCAAGCUCAGUGUUCAUUCCUGAGGAUACAAGUCCCCCUAGUCCCAAAUCGAUCCCACCUUUUUUGACCAGGAACCAUGACUUUGAUAACCAGCAAUGACCAUGGAGGCAGGGGCAGAGCAUAAAAGGAGUUUGCAGAGACAUGAACUAUUCAACUUCCAAGCUCAGUGUUCAUUCCCGAGGAACGAGGAUACAAGCCCCCUAGUCCCCGCAAAUGGAGAUUUUCGUUUCUGCGUUGAUGGGUGAACUCAUAUCAAGAUCCAUGAGUUCCAUCAUCAACAAAUACUCCAAGCCACCGGCGGAGGCCGUGGAGGCUGGCUUAGAGAGGAUUCUACUCAGGGGGCAGGUCAUCAUGGACGAGGCCAUGGGGCGGCACAUCACAAACCAUGGAAUGCUCCAGCAGCUUAGCAUGCUGAGGUAUGCCAUGUACCAAGGCUACUAUGUGCUCGACACCUUCAGAUGCCAAGCGUACCAAGAAGAGGAGAAUAUUCAGGCUGUGAGUCAAUCUGGGGCCGUGUCCAAAUUUCGUUAUGCACAACGGCUCUGUCUCUCCAGCAGCAACAACAAAAAAACAUCACAAGGGCUUGAAGAGGCCCUUGACAGUUUGAGAUCCAUGAUUCUUGAUGCCAGUGAGAUGGUGAGGUUCCUGACAACAUAUCCUCGCCUGCAUCGCCAGCCUUACAGCAUGCAUCUCUUGCUGGACAAGUGCAUGUUUGCCCGCCAGAGGGAGACAGAAGUAGUUAUCAACUUCCUUCUGUGCACACAAUCUUGUACUUGUAGCUUCGAUGUCCUCCCAAUUGUUGGUCCGGAGAAUGUUGGAAAGAGCACUCUUGUCGCUCAUAUCUGCGAAGACGAAAGAGUACGUGAUCGUUUCCCCCAGAUUGUUUUUUAUAGGCAUGAUAAUUUCAGAGCUGCGUAUGUUGAGAUGGAUGUGUGGCCACACGAGGAAGGAUCGAGUCCGUGUUUGGGACUAAAGGCUUUGUUGUUGUUUGUUGUUGAUAAUUUCAGAGCUGAAGAUGUAGCCGCUUUGAGAGGCAGAUGUGCAGCGAGACAUGAGAAUAAUGGGAGAUUGCUGAUCGUCAUCGACAUUGUUGGGGAUCUCGACAAAGAUCUGUGGGGGAACUUGUGCUCUCUUUGCCGACAGAGCACCACAAGUGGUAGUAAAAUCAUUAUCACAAGCCGGUCUGACAAGAUCACAAACUUUGGGACAACACAGAGUCUAGUACUGAAGCAUCUGUCCGAUGAGGCAUUCUGGUAUUUUUUCAAGGUGAUUACGUUUGGAAGUACGGAUCCCAAGAUGCACCCGAGGCUCGUGUAUUUGGCAAUGGAGAUAGCAAAAUUGAUGUAUAACCUCGCUGAAGCAAGCAUCACUGCAUGUGUAUUGAGAGCCAAUUUUAACACCAAUUUCUGGGGCAAGGUUCUGGCAUUCCGACAAGGGUGCAUGCAAAAGCAGCUCUGUAAGCUUGGGGUGCAUCCGUGUGAACUUCUCAGUGGGAAUAGACCUGUGUAUCUUCAACGAAUGGGUAGAACUAGUGAAGAUGUUCUUGUUCUUGGUACUAAUCAGACAUGCUAUUCUGUAGAGGAAGCUCCCAAGAUAACGGCCGUAGAUGUUUUGUAUGGAAUCGCCAGGCCUCAAGGGGGGACAUUUAAGGUCCUUCUAUGGAAGUCUCGGAUACCGCCCUACCAUACCUACAUCCAAACUUAUGAGAUUCGAGAGGUGCAAGCUAGAGCGGUGAAGAGGAAGCGCCCUUUGAUGAAUGGCAUUAGACAUGUUUAGUUUUGUUAGUGUAAGUCGUCUAUACUCUUGUGCCGCUAUUUUCUGCUAUGUUGUAUAACUGAAAAAUAAGGUAUGUUAUCGAGACAUACAUUUCUUUUAUUA
Messenger RNA from Triticum aestivum (bread wheat), 2389 nucleotides. Its product is annotated as putative disease resistance protein RGA1. The coding region runs from base 725 to 2287 and encodes 520 amino acids. The record is from RefSeq and is a predicted model, not a curated record. NCBI's taxonomy places the organism in Eukaryota, Viridiplantae, Streptophyta, Magnoliopsida, Poales, Poaceae. The transcript has 3 exons. Gene Ontology annotation, molecular function: ADP binding.